Messenger RNA from Cadophora gregata, 762 nucleotides. RefSeq lists its product as uncharacterized. The record is from RefSeq and is a predicted model, not a curated record. The transcript has a single exon. Lineage: Eukaryota; Fungi; Ascomycota; Leotiomycetes; Helotiales; Ploettnerulaceae. The coding region runs from base 1 to 762 and encodes 253 amino acids.
AUGACAGCCAGAGAAUACUACGACAGCUUCAACCCGGCGGCACAACACCCGAACUACCCUCCUCCUCAGUAUCAGCCUCUCCCCACCGAGCAGCAGAACAUUGUUCAAACAGUACCGCAACAGCAGCUACCAUUCCCAGAUUAUAAAGCGGGAUAUCCAGGAUAUCCACAUCCUUCCGAAGUAGUCCAUCAAAGCCAGCUACAGCCACAACAAUACCACUCCCCUCAACAGCAAUACCAACAAACCCAAUCUCCACAACCUCAACAUAACCAACCCUACGUCCAAACUCCACAAUCAGAUGCUCGCCAUCCACGCCCUCCCUACCCCACAGACCGGCUCCACCACCUUCGCCCCGAACGCUCGUAUUCCGAACCCCCCACUUCACAUCUCCACCCUCAAGACGCACACUCUCACCACCACCAUCAUCAUAGACGACACUCACGCUCUUCCUCUCACUCCCACUCAGGAUCGCGCUCUCGAUCCCGAUCAGGCCAACGCUCCCGUCGACGGUCCACCUCACGCUCUAGACCGCGAAGCAGCCAGACCGAGACCCGGCACAAAGGCAGGAAUACAUUCUUCGGUGCUUUUGGAGGCGGAUUGCUAGGCGAUGCUAUCUUCCCUGGGUUGGGAACGGUAGGAGGUGCGAUUUUGGGAGGUGUGAUGGGGAAGGAGAGUGCGAAGGGCAAGAGGCCGAGGAGUCAUAGGAGGAGUUAUGAGGAGGAGUGGGAGGAGGGGAGGAGGAGGCGGGGAGAGGACUAUUAG